Messenger RNA from Aegilops tauschii subsp. strangulata, 972 nucleotides. The record is from RefSeq and is a predicted model, not a curated record. Lineage: Eukaryota; Viridiplantae; Streptophyta; Magnoliopsida; Poales; Poaceae.
GCUAUUAGCAGUAAGCACACGCAUAUUGGAAUGCUAAUGGCCAGCCUUGUCAACAAAGGGCAAUGAUCUGAAUAUCCAUCAUGGUCGGGGCCACAUUUCAUCCUCCGACUCUCCAUCAAGGAGCACGUCCUCGGUGUGUCCAAUAAAUGGAGCUAUUAACAGUGAGCACACGCAUAUUGGAGUGCUAAUGGCCAGCUUCGUCAACAAGGGCAAUGAUCUGAAUGUCCGAGUCAUGAGCCGGCGCCUCGUUUCGGCCUCCGACUCUUCCAUCAAGGAGCACGUCCUUGGUGUGUCCAACAUUGACCUUCUCCAUGGCGCCUUCCCGGUGUCACUGGGCUGCAUAUACCAGCCGGCGGCUUCCACGCCGUCGUUGCCGCCUUCGAGUCCGGGCUGCCGUCAUUGCUCCACCACUAUGUUGCCCAUGCUGGGCGCAUCGUGGCGAAUCCCAGCACAGUCCUCCCCGAGAUCCUUUGCAACAACCAAGGUGCGGAGCUCAUCAUCGGCGUGGCCGACGUCGCUCUGGCGGACCUGGACUUUGGCAGCAUGGACUUGUCCGUAAGUAAGAUCCCGCUGCCGUACGGCAGCGACAUCCCUCUGUCGGUGCAGGUGGUGUCGUUCGCGUGCGGCGGCUUCUCUGUGGCGUGGGGCCACAACCACCUGCUCGGUGACGGCCACGCGCUGCUCGGGCUCGUCGGCGGGUUUUCGGAGCUCGCGCGGACGGGCAAGCUCGCCCCGGGAGCCCGGCCGGUCCACGAUCACUCCCUGUUUCGCCCGAGCUCCACGCCGUCGAGAUGCAGGAGCUCCUCGCUGGCCGCGUUCAUGCCGCUGACCUCCGAUCGCAUGGUCAACGUCCUGACGAGCGAAGCGAGCUGCGUCCAGCGCUUGUAGUCUUGUACUACCUGGAGGCGCAGGCCAUCUCCCGGCUCCGAGAGAUGGCGAGCCAACAAGAAGGAGACGGCCGCGCUACGCGGG